AUGUGUGAGCCAGCUGCACCGAAUACUAUGCCUCGUCCCCCAAGGUUCGACAUCUCACCAGAAGAUCUGGAAGAACAGGCGAAAGACCUGAUCUAUCACACCAAGCAAGCGACCACUCACCUGAUUAGCUCCUGUACAGAAAUUACCUCUGCCAGCUUCGAGAGUAUCAUUCUGCCCUUGGCUCGUAUUGACAAUGAGGUCAAAGAUCGAGUCCAAUAUCUGGCUCUCUUUCAAGCCAUUUCUACCAGCCCGAAGAUCAGGAAAGCAUCCUCUCAGGCGAUCAGUCUGGUGGACCAGGCUUAUCUGAAUAUAUUCCAGAAUCACAUACUCUUCAACUUGGUAAAUCAUGUACGAGAGAAUGAUACUUCUCUGCAUGUCAGGGGUGAAGAAGACAUCCGUCUACUUGAUAAAUUCCACUGGAUGUUUCUGGAAACCGGGAUGAACUUGAACGGCCCGACCCGUGAUCGGUUUACCUGGAUCUCUCGUCGCUUGAUCGAGCUUCGCGUCCAGUUUAUGGAGACUCUCGGCUCGGAUCCGGGCUGUCUUUGGAAGAGCGAACAGCAGCUAGCCGGAGUGCCAUUACAUAGACUGCCGACCGGAGCGGGCGGAAACAAUCGGGAAGGCUUGUAUCAAAUCCCUCUUACCAGAACAAUCGUUAACCUCAUUCUGGCCGAGUGCCAAGUCCUCGACACCCGCAGGGAAGUCUACUUAGGGAGUAAUUCCCGAUACCAGGCUAAUGUGGAUAUUUUUCGCGAGAUCAUUGUGCUGAGGGAUGAGGCCGCUCGUCUGUUAGGGUUUCCUUCCUUCGCAGCGCAAAAGCUUACGCGGCAGAUGCUGGGCUCGCCGGGCCGCGUCAAUGAGUUUCUGGAUUAUCUUCAGGAAGCUUUACAGCCACUGGCUGAGAAGGAGAUUGCAGAGCUGCAAGGGCUGGCGAAAAUCAAUGGCCCCAUUCACCUAUGGGAUUUUGAAUUUUACCACACAAGGAUGCUACAGGAGCAAAACCAGGUGGACCAUGAAUACAUCUCACAAUGGUUCCCCGCCAAAGUGACUAUUCAGCGUAUGCUCGAAUUAUACGGAGAACUAUUCAGCUUGCAAUUUAAGAAAGUAGAGGUCUCGACCAGCUCUCAAACUUGGCAUCCAGACGUGGAUUUAUUCUCCGUUUGGGAGAAACAGGAGUCUCAGGCUACUCCGAGUCUGAUCGGAUACCUGUACACUGAUAUUUUCCCUCGUUCUGGAAAGUAUAACCAUGCAGCUAACUUCAACAUAUACCCUAGCUUCCUAGAUACAGAUGGACGACAGCUACCAGUUGUGACAGCUCUCGUGUGCAAUGUUUCUCAGGCAGAGCUAGCGCUUCUGAGACACGCAGAAGUUAUUACAAUAUUCCAUGAACUGGGGCAUUGUAUACACGAUUUGGUGGGUAAAUCUAAGUAUGCCAUGUUCCACGGCCACCGCACUGUGACGGACUUCACCGAAGCACCUAGUCAAUUACUAGAAUACUGGUGCUGGAUCCCCGAAUGCCUUCAAAGACUCAGCUGUCAUUAUUCCUACAUCUCUCCAGAGAAAUACAGCCAUUGGUUGAGUGCUCAAGAAAAGAAAGAUACCACACAGCCUCCCAAGGAGUUUCCUCUUGCGCUGGCCCGGAAUCUUGGCGAUGCUAAGCAGCUCAACCAAGGAAUACUCACUCUUCGACAGGUCGCGUUCAGCAGAUUCGACAUGCAGAUUCACAAUCCAGAUACCCAUCAAGAUAUUGAGACAAUGAAUAUCUCUGAAAUUUACUGUUCAACUCUGGAAACCACAACAGGUCUGAAUGGCCCAGGAAAUGGCUAUAAUUGGGGUCACGGGCACGCCACGACUUCGCACUAUGUGUGGGGCCAGGAGGCAUCUUACUACUCAUACCUGUAUACUCGGACAUUAGCAGCGGACAUGUGGUCAUCGGGCUUCAAGGAAACACCUAUAAGCCAACAGGCAGCCAUGAAGUAUCGACGUCAGAUUUUGGACCAUGGCGGUAGCAAAGAUGAGCACAAGGCAGUGGAGGAGUUGCUGGGAAGGGCUCCGACCUCGGAUGCAUAUUUGCAAGACCUUGGUUGCAAGGUUCUCGCCACUUCGGCUUGA
Penicillium malachiteum is the source of this 2112-nucleotide messenger RNA. Its product is annotated as M3 family metallopeptidase. Gene Ontology annotation, biological process: proteolysis; peptide metabolic process. The coding region runs from base 1 to 2112 and encodes 703 amino acids. Gene Ontology annotation, cellular component: mitochondrial intermembrane space. Gene Ontology annotation, molecular function: metalloendopeptidase activity. The transcript is spliced from 4 exons. The record is from RefSeq and is a predicted model, not a curated record. NCBI's taxonomy places the organism in Eukaryota, Fungi, Ascomycota, Eurotiomycetes, Eurotiales, Aspergillaceae.